AUGCAGACUUCUCUCUUCUCAGGACUCAGGCGGGAGGCAUUGGACCCCUGUCCCCAGCGAAAAGGGGAGGCGCCCCUCUGGGAAGAGGCCUCGGGCAUCCUCGUGCCCAGCGUAGACCUCCAGCUGCGUCCGUGGAGCCGGCCCCACCCCACACGAACCGCCGGAUCCCCGAGGGUUCGCGAUCCCGCAGGUCCGCGCUGGGGUCCCCAAGCGAACGCGCCGCGCCCCACCCGCCGGGCACACUCACCUGCGCCGCCGCCGCCGCCCUGCGCGCUCCCGGCUCGGCCCUCCGCAAACUCCGGCCCGGGCCUCUCCCGCAGGGGCGGCUGGAGGGCGGGGUCGGCGCCCGCGUCCGACCAAUCAGGAGCGGCCGUCCGAAGCUCGCGGCCAAUCCACAACGCGCCUUCCCGCUUCGGGUGGACCCGACGGAAACAUUCCAGAGGGAUCCCUCCGCCUCCCCCGGCUCAUCAAGAACCCCCGCGCCGCGGCUCAGUGGACCUUCCCACCCCGCCUAAGCCGCGGUGGACUGUACCACUGCACCUCACUGAGGGGGAAGCUGUGGCUGGACAGCGGCCAAUCGCGGGGAAGAAAGGAGACAAGCCACCAAUGGGAAGCUGGGGUCCCUGGGCCACGUGCAGUUGGCUAAGCGUCCGCCUGGAUACAUCAACCAGGAAGACGAAUGUACUCCUGGGAGAGAGAAUGGCGCGUGCAAAGGCCUGGAGGCUGGACAGAGAGAUUACAGCACCCUUUAGGAUAUAGUGCAAUAUCGUAGGAGCUAGCAAGGCAGUGUGAAAGGACGGGAUGGCCUAUUUGUUGGUUGGUUAGACCAGAGAAUAUUUACUGAACAUAUACUAUGUGAUAGAUUACAGAGGGUACCCAGCCGAUCCCAGUCUCCCCUCAGGGAGCUGACCUUUCACGAGUCGGCUUCGUCCAUCUGCUCCAUCCCUUACCCUGUCCUCGCCCUACCUCGGUCCCGGCACUGGCACAGAGCAGAGUCUCAGCACACAUGUGUGUAUAGAAGGCCCAGGUAAUCUCACCAUCGCCAGGUUUGGCUUGUAACCGGGAUUUCUCAGGGGGGAGCAGGUCCAAGAAACAAAGACAGAAACCACCUCCCGCAGGCCUGGACGCUCAGUUCCAGAAACAAGGUGAGAUUUCCUUGUUCUACUUCAAAGCUGGCCUCUUGGGCAGCUGGGGCUGGAUCAGGAGUUCGCCGUGUGUUCUGGGAAUCGUAGUUCUUCGAGGCCUCUGACUGCUGCGACCCUGCUCAAGCCUUGCUGAAUGACUGGGUCCUUGCUGUCCCCAGGAUGAGCUGCUGUGCUUCCCAGACACGCCACAGCCUGCAGAGGAGCAAACUUAAAGGGGAGAAUGGGUGCUGGGUUUAGCUGCUGGGCUGCCCAGCAGGCCCCACCCAGUUGGCAAACACUGUGAUUGCCAUGGCAACAGGCACAGCUAUUGUCCUUCUCUUCCUGUUCUGCUGACCUCUGCCACCCACACUGAGCAAUCAGUUGCCUUAGCUGGGCCAGUGUCCUCCGUUGGAUUGUACCCAUAGGCCUGCUUGCCCCUGGCAUCUUAGCUGCGCCCCACAUACCUGGAGAGGACAGUUGUGGGGCUGUAGGGAGAGCUGAGUCCUGGGCAGAAUCCACCUGCAUCCACCUGUUGACUCCCAAGGAAGUGCCCUAGGGAGGGGGUGAGUGGGUUGUCCAAGAGCAGAGAGCAGUGCCGGACACCUCCUUUCCGAUUUUAUAGCUCAAGAGGAGUGUCUGAAAACGGAGGCUGAAAGGUCCAGCUGGUGAGGAGCUCAAAUUUGAGUGGCCCCUCUGCCUCUUUGAGGAAAAAAAAAAAAAAAUCUGGAAUGCCAGCUAAUAGAUGCAGAAGGGAAGGUUGAGUUAGAAAAUCCCCAUUUUGCAGCCAGUAGAGGAAAAAUUGAUUCAGGCUAGGCUCCUUAAUGCAAAGUAGAUAUUCAGACAAUCUCAAAGGAGCAGGAUAGAUUACUUGUUAAUUACAAUAGGGAAAAGGUACUUUGGAAAUGGCACAGUGGAGAAACCUGGCAGCCACCACCUUCACCGAGUGAUCAAAGUUAAAUCACCAGGGAUGGGAGAGGCCAUCCUCGGAGUCUUCUGCUGUGUUGUACUGAGGACACAUCACCUGUGAAGCACUUGGUGCUGCCCAAGCUGUUUAACCUGAAUCUAAUCAUGAGGAGACAAUCAAACAUACCCUGAUUGAGGGACAUUAAAAAAAAAAAAUGGCCUGAACUAUUCUAUGUCAUGAAGGCAAAAUCAAUCCAUUAAUUGAAUGAAUGAAUGAAUGAAUAAAAGGCUGGGGGACAGUUCUAGAUUGAAAGAAACUAAAGAGAGAAGACAACCAAAAUCAAUGUGUACAAUCCUUGAU
This is a messenger RNA of Manis pentadactyla (Chinese pangolin), 2388 nucleotides long. RefSeq lists its product as uncharacterized. The record is from RefSeq and is a predicted model, not a curated record. NCBI's taxonomy places the organism in Eukaryota, Metazoa, Chordata, Mammalia, Pholidota, Manidae. The transcript has 3 exons. The coding region runs from base 1 to 759 and encodes 252 amino acids.